This is a messenger RNA of Cladocopium goreaui, 942 nucleotides long. Lineage: Eukaryota; Dinophyceae; Suessiales; Symbiodiniaceae. The record is from the annotation of a GenBank genome assembly.
AUGACUUAUCCGGACCCCCGUGACCCGCCACGUUUUUUCCAGACGUGGCGCGUGAAAACGCAGCCGCCCUCGACGGAUCCGCCGGAGAUCGAGCCGGUGGAGGAGUUUUGGGGCAACGCGGCUGAAGCUGCAGAAACGGCGCCGUUUCGAGUGGUGACGCUGUCCACAGAUCCACCCGAGAUCGAAGAGUCGGUUCGGGAGGACGGGACCCAGUGGUGGUCAAAGGCCGAGGUGCAUGAGGGCUGGCCCACGUCUUGCGAGCCAAGCCCUGUGGAGCCCUCCGUUGAAGCGAAGCCGUCCGUUGAGGGCUGGCCCACGUCUUGCGAGCCAAGCCCUGUGGAGCCCUCCGUUGAAGCGAAGCCGUCCGUUGAGGGCUGGCCCACGUCUUGCGAGCCAAGCCCUGUGGAGCCCUCCGUUGAAGCGAAGCCGUCCGUUGAGGGCUGGCCCACGUCUUGCGAGCCAAGCCCUGUGGAGCCCUCCGUUGAAGCGAAGCCGUCCGUUGAGGGCUGGCCCACGUCUUGCGAGCCAAGCCCUGUGGAGCCCUCCGUUGAAGCGAAGCCGUCCGUUGAGGGCUGGCCCACGUCUUGCGAGCCAAGCCCUGUGGAGCCCUCCGUUGAAGCGAAGCCGUCCGUUGAGGGCUGGCCCACUGCUUGCGAGCCAAGCAGUCAGCCCGUCGAAGCGGCUUCGCCGCCCGUUGAGGCGGAACCUCAGGCUUCUGCACAGGCCGCUGGCGUGGAGGAAGCCGAACCUCGUCGUGCCGGUGCCAACGAAGUCAUCCCAUUGCCAGAUGCCGCGCCGGAGGACCUGCCGCUGCCAAAAGAGAUGUUUUACCAAGAGCAGGACGGGCCCUGGUGGGAGCCGCCCGAGGACGAGCCCGACGAGGUGGAACCAGGGGAUUUUGAUAUUGCGAUGUCAUAUCUGGUGUUUUUCCAAAAAAGGUGA